AUGGCCGAAACAUCUAAACCCAAGAGCAUUCAUAUUCCACUGGACAGCGGAGGUGAUCCACCGUCCCAGUGGCCGCGACAGAAGCCCGGGGUGGCUUGCGAGGAGUGUAGAAGGAGGAAGCUCAGGUGUGACCGACGUCGACCGCAAUGUGGGAACUGCCAGUCCGCAGGCAUAGCCUGUCAGGUUACUACACGCUCACCUCGAGGGCCCAAGCAGGGUUAUUUGAAGUCUCUACAAGCACGUAUCGUUCCAGCUUCAGAGGGCAAUCGGAUCCUAACUGAUGACUACAUUAUCUCUCCUGAUGCGGCGAUGUUUGAGGCGAGGAUGGAUCUCCCCAACAUAGCGGAGCCGCCAUUUCUGAAUGACAUCCUCCAUACAGAUCCCAGGUCGGCAACCGUAGCCGAUAUUGAUUUCUCUUGGAAUGCAGGCCUACCGUCAGCUUCACUAACAUCACCCCUCAUCUCCCCGACCGCCCAUUUCGAUACACACUUUGCUACUGAUCAGGCCAAUCCCCUGAAAAGGCGAGCCUCGAUCGACUCGGAAUUCAACACCGAGGAAGUCUUAGGACAGCCUCAAGUCUCAAGGCUGGUGCAAGCAGAUCUUUGCCGAGCAGUUGAGAAUCUGGCUUCUACAAAUGCCAGCCUCACACUUCGCAUAGAAUACAUCCAGUCCUGGCUUCUGUUGGCCAUAUAUGAGUUCAUGUUCCAGGAUUUCAGGCGCGGGUGGAUCAGUGCAGGAAGAGCUUUCCGCCUGAUUCAACUAGUUGGUUAUGAGAGCACGGAUGCUCCGAAUAAGAGCGCGCCUCAAUACCAGCCUGCUUGGGCGGAGCUGGAGGAGCGGCGCAGAACUCUCUGGCUGGCGUACUGCCUUGAUAGGCUCCUUGGCAUGCGAAGUGACACACCCUUAACCUUCAGCGAUCAGGUUCUGGUGCGCAUGCCGGCUCCAGAGGCCAAUUUUCGCAAUGAUCAGCCGGCUCGGAUGGAGUUUCUCCAUUCAGUCCUAGAAUCUGGGGUGGUGUGUGAUGCAAGCUCCUCGAUCCUUGCCAUCUUCGUUUGUGUUGCUAGCAUGUGCGGCCGUGUCACAUCCCAUCGACAUCUAGGGUUUUCAACAUCAGCUGAUGAGAAAGGCAUGGAGGAAUUUCGCCUUCGCCAUGAAACCCUUAGAGCCGAAUUGUCCCAAUCAAUGGAGAGCUUCUUGACCAACUCAUCUAUAUCGCACAACGACGACCCGAAUGCUGUAUUCAUCAGCAUUAUGUGGUAUACGGUCGAUCUCCAUCUUUGUCAGACAGCCAGCUACAUGGAUCUAACUUGUGGCACUGUUGGUACCAAUGAGAAUGUCCUGACAGCCAGGACUGGGUAUAUGUCACAACAAUCAGCGACGGCUGUUCGAGAGGUUAUCAAGUUACUUGACCAAAUGUCACAGCUUAACUACCUCAAGAUCCACCCUCUCAUCUUUCUGCCCCUAUCUCUCUGUGCCGAAAUGGCAGAAUCGGACCCAGAGCUGGCUAGUACGUUCAGGCUCGAGCUGCGAACCAUCAGUGAACGACUCGGCUGCGCGUCACGUAACGUUUCUGAGAUCGGAGGUCCGAAAUCCAUCUCUAUCUGA
Molecule: messenger RNA, 1605 nt
Organism: Diaporthe amygdali
Lineage: Eukaryota; Fungi; Ascomycota; Sordariomycetes; Diaporthales; Diaporthaceae
Product: all development altered-6
Exons: 4
Coding region: 1-1605 (534 amino acids)
Biological process (GO): regulation of DNA-templated transcription; DNA-templated transcription
Cellular component (GO): nucleus
Molecular function (GO): zinc ion binding; DNA binding; DNA-binding transcription factor activity, RNA polymerase II-specific
Source: RefSeq, a predicted model, not a curated record